UUCACCGGAGUCUCACCGACACCGAGCCUCCGCUGCCCGUCUGCGGGACCGUGUGCCGGUCCGUCCGGAGGCCCGGGCCGCUGAGAGAGGCCUGAGGAGACAGAGCAGCCCGCUGGUGUCCCUGACCCGGGACGUCCCGGUGAGAGCAGAGCCGAGCCGAGCCGGUCCGGUCCGGUCCGCUGUGUGGACGCUGGUCCUCCCCGCUAGCUGCUGAGGUUAGCAUAGCGGCUACAUGCUAGCAGGCUAACGGCUCGGCCGGUCCGGUUCCGUCAGAGGUCAGCAUGGACCGGACUCUGGACGUAGAGACAGCAGCCGGUCUGACGCGGCCUGCCCCCCCCCCUCACUGCCCCCCGUCAGCCCGGCCCUGUAACCGGGUCGGGUUCGGGUCGGUCGGGUUCGGGUCGGGUUCGGGUCGGGUGUGUGUAGCAGCCAUGCAGGCUCAGCUGCAGUACGACUUCUACAGCGACGACAACAGAAACAAGUGGAGAGGCCUGCUGGUGCCCUCUCUGGAGAAGGUCAUCUUGAAGGAAAAUGUCUGUCCAGGAGGACUGAGGAUCGAGGAGAACCAUGGUGGUCUGACAGAAGGGGAGGGGCUUCACCUCUCUAUUACCUGUCUCACCUGUUUGUCAGAAAGGUGA
This is a messenger RNA of Anoplopoma fimbria (sablefish), 638 nucleotides long. RefSeq names its product son of sevenless homolog 1-like. The record is from RefSeq and is a predicted model, not a curated record. Lineage: Eukaryota; Metazoa; Chordata; Actinopteri; Perciformes; Anoplopomatidae. The coding region runs from base 282 to 638 and encodes 118 amino acids. The transcript has 2 exons.